AUGAAUAUCUGGCUCCAUCUGGCUCUCAAUGUGAUCAGCACCUUAUUACUUGGAGAUUCGAACUACUGCAUGCAAUGUUUAAGCGCCGCAACCCGAUCUGACAUCAAUCGUGCACAUACACGAGGCAAAUGGCUCGACGUUGGGGUACCCAGUACGCGCAACCCGUCCGCCAUUCCCAAGUAUAAAGCCCUGUUGUGGUUGACGUUCGGCUUGACUUGUAUCCCUCUACAUCUCAUGUACAACUCCGCGUUCUAUAAAUCCUUGUCUACAAAUAAUUACGAUAUCUUCGUUGUGGAACCAGGUUUUCUCGAAGGCGGCAGUGUCGAUACAACGGGCAUUGUUGUAGCAAAGGGUUCCAUCGACCCUGCUAUCAUUCAGACUGACCUAGGCAUUGCUGGUCGCUAUAUACGACUGAAUAACUCAGAUUGCAUCAACACUUACGCAACCGACAUUAACAGUAGAAGGAAUCCUGUCCUCGUCUCUAGCAAGUCCACACCAGCUGAAUCAACAUUGCUUCACGUCGAGCAUUACAGCUACACUGAUUCUGUCGGCCCACGUGGCAUCUACAAACCUUACGGGUGGAUUUGCGCCGAUCUCGACCUUGGAGAAAAGCUAAGGAUCAUAAUGGAAGACAGGAGUACCCAGGUCUGUGAGACGUAUGCACCAAAGAUAGCCGCUGGUCUCGCAGGGCAAUGGACGUUCAAAACAUAUCCUGUGGACUUUUGCCUGAGUGAAGUCGUCCUGGAAAGAUGUGGCUAUUCUGGCAAUGUGCCCAUUAUCAGUGUAGUCAUUAUAUGCAACGCAGUGAAGUUUGGGAUCAUGUUGUUUGUGGCUCUGCACCUCCGCGAUGAUCCGCUAAUCAUGAUUGGUGACGCGGUGGAGUCGUUUCUCGACCAUGCAGACGAAUGA
This is a messenger RNA of Exophiala aquamarina CBS 119918, 909 nucleotides long. RefSeq lists its product as uncharacterized. Lineage: Eukaryota; Fungi; Ascomycota; Eurotiomycetes; Chaetothyriales; Herpotrichiellaceae. The record is from RefSeq and is a predicted model, not a curated record. The coding region runs from base 1 to 909 and encodes 302 amino acids. The transcript is spliced from 3 exons.